Messenger RNA from Lolium perenne, 909 nucleotides. The record is from RefSeq and is a predicted model, not a curated record. NCBI's taxonomy places the organism in Eukaryota, Viridiplantae, Streptophyta, Magnoliopsida, Poales, Poaceae.
UGGCUGUGCAUGAAGAGGAAGUACAUACAGAUGAGUAUGCUAAUUCAAGGGCCGACACAGCCAGGAAACGAUAUCAACAUGUAUCUUGAACUAUUAAAGGAGGAGCUUGAAACGUUGUGGGCGGAGGAAGGGGUAGAUACAUGGGACGCCGUCGCAGAAGAAUAUUUCCCUUUGAGAGCCGCGUUGAUCACGACGGUGCAGGACUACCUCGGAUACGGUUACAUUUUGUGCCAGGUGUGCCAUGGACACAAGGCAUGUGUCAGGUGCAUGGAAGAGACGAUGUUUUUGCAGCUUGGUAAGGAUCCCGGCUCUUCGAAAACAGUUUACAUGGGGCAUCGAAGGUGGCUACAGAAGACUGACCCGUGGAGAAAGCGUGGAGAUCUGUUCGAUGGUACAAAUGAACCCCGAGGACCUCCACGUAAGAAGAGCGGCGAAGAGAUCGAUACAUUACUGAAAGGUUGGAAGGAGUGCCCUGCGCCGGGAAAGAUUCGUCAAAAGCCUGGAGAGAAGAAGAAGAAAAAGGAAACGACGCUGCUCAUUGGUGUAUGGAAAAGGAGGUCCGUGUUUUGGGACUUGCCAUACUGGAAAAUUCUCGAUACACCUCACUGCCUUGAUGUCAUGCAUAUUACAAAGAACGUGUGCGAGAGCUUGCUUGGCACUCUUCUCAACAUGCCGGACCGGACCAAAGAUGGGCCGAAAGCAAGACACGACCUGAAAGUUUUGGGCAUCAGGGAAGAGCUUCAGAUCCCGCCGGCCCAAGAGGGACAGUCGGAGGAGGAGGCGGACGGCGGUCAGAAGCGCAAAAGGAUUAAGCAGCCAGACUAUUACUAUUCAGCUGACCAGAACCCUCAGAGCCGCCCUGGAACUUACCAGGAGCGCGCCUGGAAUGAGGCCGGAGUCUCCCGCUGA